CUCGCUCGCUCGCUCUUUCGGAUGCCGGCAUUGGUAGAGGGGGGAACGCAGCAGAUGGUUGAGCCUCUGCUUAGUUCCGAUCGAAAGGGUUUUAAUUAAUCUGAGGUCUCUUAACCACUGUCAACGAUUACGACUAGGGUUAGGGUUUCUAAAUCUCUCCGUCCCUUUGUGUCUCCAUCGUUGGCUGGCUUGUGAUCUGUAGAUUGGGAAAUCGUUUGUCCUCUCUGAUACCGGCAUUCCCGAGGGCCAGACACCUAUCCCGUUUCUUACUCCCCCUUUCCUCGCUCUAUAUCUUUGUGUUUGAUCGUUUCCACACAGAGGAGAUUUGUAUUCUUGUUAAUCUGUUUGUUGUUUCUGUUGUUCUCUUGUGAAAAGUCGGUUGGAUUUCUUUGACCUGUUUAUUGCUCACUGUUUGUUGAUGAUGGUAUUUAUGGGAUGGAUUCCUGUGGGUUCUUAUGGGAAUGCUCUUCAUAUUGUGUGUUGGAAAUUUGAUAAAUCCACAAGGGAGAUAGUUAGUUCGUGUUGCAGAGCAGUUCAGCGUCGGGAGGUGGGAGGAAAAUUAGAGAUUUGAUAGAGAGAGUGAGAUGGGUGAUACCCUUCUGCCUUCACUUUCCUUGAAGAACAACCAUCUGUCCACUGUAUUAUCAAUUGAGCCCACAGGCGCCGGAGCAAACGCCAUGGGUUCUUCCAAUGAUAGCAGUAAUGAUAGCACUGAGCGCGAGCUCUUGAUCCAACCACUUAAACAGCUAGUUCACGCCCGCCAUGCGCCUGACAUCAACCUUCCCCUCCCUGCUGAUAGGUCCCCUCCACUUUUCUGGAGCUCGGAUGCCUUAGAAACCCUAGACGUUAGCCUCGGACACCAGAUUUACGAGGCCGAGGCUACCGUCCUUCAUCUCCCAAAACUCUGCAACCGCAAGUGCCUGAGGAGGGGGGACAGCAUUUGGGGAGCAUGGUUCUUUUUCAACUUCUACUUCAAACCCAUUCUUUCUAACAAGUUGAAGGCGAAGAUCAUCAACGAUGGCAAUGGGUUGUUUGAUUUUGACAAAUCUGAUCUGAAACUUGAUGUUUUCUUGGUCCAGCACGAUAUGGAGAAUAUGUACAUGUGGGUUUUCAAGGAGAGGGCAGAGAAUGCGCUGGGGAAGAUGCAGCUACGAAGCUACAUGAAUGGUCACUGUCGUCCUGGUGAACCUCGAUUCCCCUUCAGUGUUGACAGGGGUUUCGUCCGAUCCCACCGGAUGCAACGCAAGCAUUACCGGGGUUUGUCGAAUCCACAGUGCAUCCAUGGGAUUGAGGUUGUGAGGCUGCCCAAUUUGACUAGCGUUUCAGAGGCGGAUCAGAAGAAAUGGUUUGAGCUUACCGGAAGGGAUGUUAAUUUCACAAUACCAGUUGAGGCUAGUGAUUUCGGUUCCUGGAGAAAUCUUCCCAGCAUGGAUUUGGAGCUUGAGAGAUCCCUUCCGCUGAAAAGCACUAUAAAUCUCCCUCCUAGAAUACCACUUAGUGGCUCCGACUUGAACCUAUUAACCGAUCCAUUGAAUCAUGAUUUGAUGGAUCUUUCUCCACAUUCGAACAAGCGCAAGAAGGAUUUAUUCCAUCAGGCUAUGGAUGAUGAUUGCUGCUUUCCUUCUAAUCCUUAUUCAGAGAGGUCUCAAGAUACGGACAUCCACCCUGGGGAGCCCUCUUGGAUCAAUGAAUUUAGUGGUUUGAUGAAGCAUGUAUACGGUCCAGUUACUGCUGCAAAAACAAUAUAUGAGGAUGAGGAGGGUUAUCUUAUAAUGCUGAGUUUGUCCUUCUCUGAUCAACACAGAGUUAAGGUUUGUUGGAGGAACAGUCUCAACCAUGGAAUUGUUAAGAUAUCUUGUGUCAGUACUGGACGGAUGCCUUAUUUAAAGAGACACGAUAGAACCUUUAAGCUCGCGGAUUCUUGUGCUGAACAUUGUCCUCCUGGGGAGUUUGUAAGAGAAAUUCCCCUACCAACUCGUAUUCCAGAGGAUGCUAAUAUUGAAGCUUACUAUGAUGAAACUGGAACAAUUCUUGAGAUUAUGGUUCCUAAGCUUCGUGUUGGUCCGGAAGAACAUGAAGUUCAUGUGUCCAUGCGCCCUCCUCAUUUGGGAACCAAUGAUCUUAUGUUGACUUGAUAAUAUUUUGAUUUAUGCCAGUAAUUCUGGUUUCAGUGGUCAAAUUUCUCUCAUUUAUUAACCAUUUAUCAUCAAAAGAAGCUCUUGAAGUGAGCGGUAUAUGUUGUGCUGAAUAUUUGGUUUUAUUUUUACAUGGAUUUGGAGCAGAAGGCCAUCCCAUAUUGUUCUGAAGAAGAAAUGUAUGUAUUUUAUUUUCAAUUCAUCCUUUUUAUAAGUGGAUAUGCGCAGUAAGAUGAGUUGUCUUUUAUUAGCAACCUUCUCUUUGCUUAGUUGUCUUGUACCUAUAGUUUCUUGUCUUGUAAUAUUAGCUUUCUCCCACUUAUAUUUAUUGGAUAA
Molecule: messenger RNA, 2471 nt
Organism: Phalaenopsis equestris
Lineage: Eukaryota; Viridiplantae; Streptophyta; Magnoliopsida; Asparagales; Orchidaceae
Exons: 1
Coding region: 585-2135 (516 amino acids)
Source: RefSeq, a predicted model, not a curated record